GCUAAACUGACACUCCUGGGAAUCAUGGUCAUAUUAAGAAAUUGGCUGAUGGUGGGCUUCAUCUCGCAAGUCGGACUCUGAUAGCCUCUGCGAGGCCUCAUAUCAUGGCUCCUCCACAGCCGACCUACUCCUCAUUUACAUACACGCAACUAACCUCCGAUGUCUAUGCUACGCCGCUGUCAACUUCCGUAUCCUUUCCAACGCCAUUUGCGCCACCGUUCAGCAAGGCAUCCACUCUGUUGCCUAGCGGCGUUACCUAUACUACAUACUCAUACGACCCUUCAGCCACCAUCACACCAGACGGUCAGUAUGGUCAAAGUGCCUACGCUGCUUUAUGGAAGGGCUAUUCGUUUUCCGCUAUUCCUGUUGCGAAAGCAGAGCUUGCCCUACCUCCUGCGCUGUACAAUGCGCCUCCCGAUACAAGUCUGAAACUACCGGCAGAUUUUCUCUGGGGCGUUUCUAGCAGCUCUUGGCAGAUUGAAGGUGCUCUUCAGCUGGAAGGCCGCGGCCCUAGUGUCCUAGAUAGUAUUGGAUAUGCGUUGGCCCCGGAGACCGCUGAUAGGAGCGAUGCAAAUGUAGCGAAUAUGCACUAUUUCAUGUACGAGCAAGAUAUCGCGAGACUGGCAGCCGCUGGGAUCCCACACUACUCGUUCUCGCUGUCAUGGUCGCGGAUAGUUCCAUUUGGCGUCGCCGGUUCGCCUAUCAACAGUCAAGGCCUAGACCAUUAUGACCAUCUCAUCAAUACAUGCCUCACAUAUGGCGUGACACCGAUCAUCACUCUAAACCAUGUUGAUGCACCUACUGCAGUCCAAGCAGACUUAAAGUCCUUGCCCGAGCACUUCCUCUACUAUGCCAAAAUAGUUACGACCCGGUACGCGGACCCAGUCCCUUACUGGGUCACCUUCAACGAACCAAACAUAGGCUACAAGUAUACGUUAGGCGGAAAAGGCCAAAUCACACUCAAAUUCGCCAACAAUUUAGCCAUGCCCCUGGACACACAAAACAUCUCACACAUCGCCGCAGCCUUCCGAUACCAGGACAUCCUACUAGGAAUCAUGUCAAACCCUCUAUUCCUAGGGAAGCAGUACCCGGAUGCAGCUAUAAAUACGCCAGGUGUAAUCGAACCUCUAACAAAUGACCAGCUCAAGCACAUCCACGACAAAAUCGACUUCUGGUCCUUUGACCCGUACACCGCACAGUACUCCUCUCCCUUACCGCAAGGAACAGAAGCUUGCGCCUCUAACUCCUCCGAUCCCCUCUGGCCCACUUGCGUAACUCUAAGCAACAACACGUUCCGGCCAUUUGGGAUUUUGAUCGCGGAGUACGGGUUCAACACAUUUCUUGAGUCAAAUCGGACCCUCGAUGCGCAGCGGUAUAAUUUGGAGCGUACGCUUUACUAUCAGGACUUUCUCACAGAGACUUUGAAGGCUAUCCAUGAGGAUGGCAUUAAUGUCAUUUGGGCUUUGGCGUGGAGUUUGGCGGAUAACAAUGAGUUUGGUAGCUACGAGGAACAAUAUGGGCUGCAGAUUGUGAACCGGCCGGAUGGAAAGUUUACAAGGACGUAUAAGCGGAGCCUGUUUGACUAUGUUGAUUUUUUCCGUAGACAUUUGCAGUCUCCGUGA
Aspergillus alliaceus is the source of this 1622-nucleotide messenger RNA. RefSeq names its product glycoside hydrolase superfamily. Bases 105 to 1622 code for a protein of 505 amino acids. The transcript is spliced from 4 exons. The record is from RefSeq and is a predicted model, not a curated record. Gene Ontology annotation, molecular function: beta-glucosidase activity. Gene Ontology annotation, biological process: carbohydrate metabolic process. NCBI's taxonomy places the organism in Eukaryota, Fungi, Ascomycota, Eurotiomycetes, Eurotiales, Aspergillaceae.